UGAGAGGCCGCUGAGAUUCGCACUCGCAUUCGCAGUCAGCUGUUUUCAAGAAGAUUCACAGACCACAGACAGUACGUGCAGUAAAGUUUUCAAAGUUGAAGAUUUAUUUUUAGUGCAGUGCAAUGGUGCGCGUGUCUUCGAUGAAUCGUCGCUACGUAGCGAAAUACCGUUUGUCUUCCGAUUCCUCAGUUUAAUUAGAAUUAGGAACCUAGUCUCCCCUGAUUCGAGAAAGUUUCGCCUCAUCCUCAUUUGUGAUUUAUUGUGUUGAUAACUCGGAGAAGAGCCGAGGCUUCGACGUCUUCUCGAGGUUUUCAUGCAACUAGUCUCCUCGAGUCUUCUCCAGAUCGUCCUCAAGGCCAGGAAAAAUGCGGAGAACAAAAGCCAGCAUUUUUCACGAUAUUUAUAAUCAGCCGUACGAUGAUUGCUCGCGAGUUAAGCUCUAUUCGAGCACCAAAGCGAGCCUUCAAAUGAUGCAACGCAUGUCGUUACUGAAAAGAUUAAAAGUACAUGAUGGAUGUGUCAAUUCGAUUUGCUGGAAUAACAGCGGCGAAUUGAUUUUGUCUGGAAGUGAUGAUCAACAUUUAGUUCUUACGAAUGCCUACACUUAUCAGGUAUUAACGGACUACAAAACCAGCCAUAGAGCAAAUAUUUUCAGUGCUAAAUUCUUGCCUGAUAGUGGAGAUCAUCGUAUUGUAUCAUGCAGUGGAGACGGAAUCAUUCUUUACACAGAUUUAAUGCGAAGAACAGAAACUUUUCACAAUCAGUUCAAUUGCCACAGUGGAACGACUUACGAAAUAGCUACAAUACCUGGUGAACCUCAUAAUUUUCUUAGUUGUGGUGAAGAUGGAACCGUAAGAUGGUUCGAUCUUCGGAUAAAGGACAAGUGCCAUGAGCCACGAUGUAAAGAGGAUGUGCUGAUUUCUUGUCAACGAGCCGUUACUGCACUUUCUGUUAAUCCUGUAAUGCUUCAACAAAUUGCGAUUGGCUGUUCAGACAGCACAGUGAGGACCUUUGAUAGAAGAAUGCUUAGUACACAGGCUACAGGUUGGGUAGAUAAUGGAACCACAUCGAGACCUUUAUGUAGUUUUACGGUACCUGAAUUUGAGGGAAACUCUUAUAGAAUAACAUCCUUAAGCUACAGUCCUGAUGGUCAAGAUGUUCUCGUUAGUUACAGCAGCGACCAUCUUUACUUAUUCAGCGUAAAGGAUCAGGGAAGUAUACAGUUAAAGAAAAAUGCUUCACUCGGAAAAGGAAAGGGGAAAAAACACCCUUUGCGAUCUCCACAACCAGUUCGGCGUUUAAGACUGCGAGGCGAUUGGUCCGAUACGGGACCUGAUGCCCGUCCAGAACGCGAAGGAGGCCGACGCAGUGGAACAGAAAUCGCUCAGGCAAGACCUGUCCUUCACACUUCUCUCAUGCAGAGAAUGACUGACGUUCUCAGCAGAAUGCUUAACGACCCAGCCACUAGAGCCGCUUUAAGUGGAGGAGGCGAGGAUAGUUUAGAAGGCGUUAUGGAGCAACACGUUGAAAAUAAUCAGAAUAAUAGCGAAAACAACGGAGAAAGCAACGCCGAGAGUAAUGGUGAAACGGGAAAUACCGAAAGGGAACAAGCUGAUAGAUCACAGGAUAACAUUUUAAGCAGUGAAGAGAGUGAAAACCAGCCAAAUGCAGAAGUCGCCGUAGAUACCACUAGAGAAGAAAGUAGAGUUCAACCGACUGAUAAUGUUGAUGCCGCAAUUGAAGUUCGAGCCACAACGAGUAAAGCCUCGGAAGGUGAUGUAAGUAUGCGACAAGGAGAAUUAAAAUGCCAGAAAAUUGAGAGUUCGAGAAAAGAGACAGCAGCAGCGUCGGCAAGUGCGGCUGCUGCUGCGGAGUCUGUUGAGAGUCGUCUACUCGAUUCCACGCCUGAGACUGUCCCGAUGGAAACUGAAUCUAGUCAUGUUGGAGAGGCGAGUCCUCUUCAAGCCCUUAUCGCGAGCAAACGUCGGAAAGCUCGACUUGCCGCCGAAAGUGCAAGAAGCGAGGGUGUUAUGGGGUCUUCCAGUACUGAUGUGGCAAGUAGUCGCGAGGGUAGCAUCAUGGAGAAUCUCCAGGACCGACUGACGACGAUGAGAGAUGGAUUUCUCGAGAGGCAUGGUAGUGAGCCUGCAGUGAGUUUAACAUAUUCAGACAAAAGCUCGACUAAUGCUACCAUUUCUCUCGGAGUCGCGGACGAAGUGACGCGCGACAGUUAUCAUCCAGUUCCGUCUGUCAGUCAAUCUAGCAGAGUAGAAAUGUCUGACGCUGGUCCAAGUUGUUCGUGUAAUAGUCAAUCUAAUUUUAGCGAUAUCAGAGAAAGAACAGAAGAAGAUGCUUAUAACGAUAGCGAUGAUGAAGAGAUGGAAUCAGAGAGAAGGCUUGACAAUGCCAUCGACGCCGAAAUGGACGAGGCAAUCGCGGAUGCUCGUUCGUCUCAGGACGACGAGGCCUUCGAUGAACCGAAUUUAACAGAUCUUCAUGUCAAGCAAAAAUACAUGGGACAUCGCAAUGCUAGUUUCUUUAGGACUAUGAUCAAAGAAGCGAAUUUCUGGGGCGAUGAUUACGUGAUGUCGGGUAGUGAUUGCGGACACGUGUUCGUCUGGGACCGAGAGACGGCAAAACUCUGUAUGCUACUCGAGGCUGAUCAGCAUGUCGUCAAUUGCCUGCAACCCCAUCCCUUCCUGCCGAUGCUGGCCACUUCCGGGAUCGACUACGACGUCAAGUUGUGGGCGCCGGUCAACGUGGAAUCCAGUUUUGAUGAGAGCUUCGCGGAAGAUCUGCAAAAAAGAAAUGCUGUUAUGCUGGAAGAAACCAAAGAUACGAUCACAGUACCUGCUGUAUUUAUGAUCAGAAUGCUCGCCUGUCUUAAUCAAAUUCGAAGAGGACGAGGUCGCCGAAGUAGAAGCAGCAACGAUGAACUGGACGAAAUGCGGGGUGGCUAAAACACUCAGACUUUCCCGCAAUGAUGGAAAAAAAACCUUUUUUAUAGCCAUUUUUUGACGUGACAUUUCGAGAGCCCACACGUUAAUGUCCCCACUUUUCUUUUUUGAAAUGCUCAACGAGAAUUUUUUAAAAGUCCUGGCGAAAAAACGCAUAGUCUACAAAUAGAAAAAUGCCUAUAUUUUGUAAUAUCCCGCCGAAGAGAAUUUGCGCACUUAGCUUGGAAUUGUUUUUUUUUUCUUUUCUUUUCUUUUUUUUUUUUUUCAUCUCAAGACAGAUAUUUUUUUCCAGAAAAAGUCUAGAUUUUGCAGCUAAUAGGCGAGACACCAGAAAUAAAAUAAAAAAUAGAGAGGAUCGAAAUUUUUCCCAAAGUUGUACUUUUUCCAUAAUACGAGAGGGAAUUGUGGAUUUGUUUUUUCCACUGAGUUUUUGCAUUUUAGUCCCGAUUGAAAAUGAACUUAGAUCCGGACUGUUUAUUGAGCCGGCUCUUUUUAAAAACCAUAUCCAAUCGAAUACGAUAAUGACUUAUUAUAUCUUUUUCGUGCAAUACCAAGCGAUUGAGUAACGGGUUGUGAGAUAAUAAAUAAAUAAAAGCUGAUUCUUCAGAGGUGUUCGCCGGACGGAAUUUAAAAAUCUAAUUAAUUCUCAAGUCUGAGGCUCUUUUUUGUUGUUGUUGUUGUUGUUGUUGUUGUGGUUGCAAUCGCGUGUCGAAAUGUGUGCCUUAAUUGAAUCAAUCAGUAAAUUCUAGCAGUGAAAAUAGUAAAAUUUGAGAGGGUUUUUCCAAAUGGUUUUUCGAGGAUUAAGUAAUUGAAGGAAUUGAAAUAUGGUGAGAAUAAGGUUGAGAUCAGCAUCGAAAAGGCCCCUCACUCAACAAUAAUUGGCAGAACACACAACACCUCUGGAGGAUUUUCCCAAUUGACUGUAGAUAAUUAUUGAUAGGUUGAGUAGCUUUAAGCACAACAAGUUCCUCGACUAAGUGUUCCUGGAAUUUCGGAUACUAUUGGUUUAGAAUUUUUAGAGUUUAGAGCGAAGAGAGUGCUUUUUUGCCACGAUGCUUUUCCAACAUACACUUCACGUGGAUACUUUUACAGAGCGAAAGUACAUUGUAGGCAUUUUGUUAAUAAUAAAAGCUUCGAAAGAACCGCA
This is a messenger RNA of Belonocnema kinseyi, 4104 nucleotides long. Its product is annotated as DDB1- and CUL4-associated factor 6-like. The transcript has 17 exons. Gene Ontology annotation, biological process: positive regulation of transcription by RNA polymerase II. Gene Ontology annotation, cellular component: Cul4-RING E3 ubiquitin ligase complex; cytoplasm. NCBI's taxonomy places the organism in Eukaryota, Metazoa, Arthropoda, Insecta, Hymenoptera, Cynipidae. Gene Ontology annotation, molecular function: protein binding. Bases 366 to 2960 code for a protein of 864 amino acids. The record is from RefSeq and is a predicted model, not a curated record.